Molecule: messenger RNA, 803 nt
Organism: Prorocentrum cordatum
Lineage: Eukaryota; Dinophyceae; Prorocentrales; Prorocentraceae
Source: the annotation of a GenBank genome assembly
AUUGAGGCAAUAGUGCCCACACAUCAUUACGCGACGUACAAUUUCAUUGACGAUGAUCAUCAAGGGUGAGUACCGUUUGAAGUACCUGGCGGUCAGCCACCGCUGGGAGGAUUCAGUGCAUCCUGAUUGCGAUGACGUGCAACUCCAGCAACUGCAAGCGUACCUGCAGGAACACCCCAACAUCGAGUACGUGUUCUAUGAUUACCUAUGCCUUCCUCAGGGUGGCAGGGCGUACAGGACCCCUGAAGAGAACUUGGAGUUCUACUCCAUGCUCUCCAACAUGGCGUUGCUGUACUUAGGCGCCGAUGUGCUGAUAUUGCAGGAUACGGAAUACAACGUGCGUUUCUGGACUCGUUUCGAGGCGUGGCUCUCCAUGGCGAUGGCUUCCCCUGAGGGGUUGAAGCGGGCUCCAGAGCGCGAGACGCGCUGCUCCAUCAAGCGCAUUCAUGGCACUGGCUUGCACAUCGAGGAGGAGCUCAAGAAUGAAUACGCGACAGGAACGGCACCGGAGGCGCUCGAAAUUCUACAGGGCGAGAAGAUCAAGAUCACCAACCAGGGCGACAAAGGCGUGCAGCUCGCUAAGGCCACAGAGAUCGACGCACUGUCGCGGCGCUGCGCGAAGGGCCUGUUGAAUGAGCUAUGAGCGGCAUUCCGUCCAUGAGGUCGCUUUCGGUUUUGAUAGCCUGAAGCAAAGCCAGGUCUCUGGGCAGCUGGACUGCGGCCUGCAGGAUGGAUGACAUGGGCGAGCUCCAGCGUGGCCCGCUGUUGGUCCAUCAUCAUCAUCAUCAUCAUCAUCAUCAUCA